Messenger RNA from Caenorhabditis remanei, 3168 nucleotides. RefSeq lists its product as uncharacterized. Lineage: Eukaryota; Metazoa; Nematoda; Chromadorea; Rhabditida; Rhabditidae. Bases 1 to 3168 code for a protein of 1055 amino acids. Gene Ontology annotation, biological process: protein phosphorylation; receptor guanylyl cyclase signaling pathway; cGMP biosynthetic process. The transcript has 20 exons. The record is from RefSeq and is a predicted model, not a curated record. Gene Ontology annotation, molecular function: peptide receptor activity; guanylate cyclase activity; ATP binding.
AUGUUUAGGAGUUUAUUGGCCCUUUUCAUUGUCAUUUUUCAACAUCGAAAUGUAUGUAAUGGGAUACAACUCAUACUUUUCGAUAACUGGCCGUCAGCUUAUAAUGUGUGCUCAUCCGCUAUAGAUGAUGCAAAAGCUAAUGGGAUGUGCACUACCAAAUCUAUACAGAUAAACCGACAAACCGGUUGUACUGGUGAUAACAGUGUGAAAGCCGCUUCUUAUGCUAUCAACGCGGUAGCAUCCAAAACCUCCGGGGACCUGGAUUUCGUUUUCGUCGGACCAACAUGUACAACUGAUAUUCGUACCAUAGGGGAUUUCGCAGAAUUAUGGAAAACUCCAGUGAUAGGAUACGAGCCAGUGUUCGAAGCACGCGGUGUUCAAGAACUAACAUCUGUCAUCAAUGUUGCCCAGUUUUCGGUCGGCGGCGUGGCACAGACACUUGUUUUUCUGAUGAAAGAACUCAAUCAAAGCGAGAUAACAUUGAUAGGCUCUGUGAAGGUGUUGCCAAACGGGUUCUCAUUAUCGAAUGACUUGAGAAACUAUAACAAGGUUAUGAAAAGCUUUACAAUACGAGAGUAUUUCGAAAUUGAUGAAAAUAAUGCGGAUUGGUCAAAAGUGGAUUAUAGACUAAGACACGGUGCUAGAAUGAUUGUGAUAUGUGUAGACUUUUAUGACAUCUACAGUUCCCUCUACAACAUUGCUAUUAGAACGUUAUCUGGUUUUCGUUUCAUUAUAGUUAUCAUUUUGAACAAACCACCCGAUGAAGUUCUCAACCAACCGAAUAUCAAAAAUUUGUUAUAUGGAUCGAAUGCAUUUAUUAUUUCCCCCUUACAAGAACAGUUCUCGGAUGCUUUAAGUUAUAUGCAAAAUGUAUUACCAACUCUUGCUGACGAGCAGUUCACAUCCUUCCAUCGUAUAUAUCAUGCUUGUUACGCCUACUGCGUGGGCUCAAUGAAUGGUGUCGAGACGCAAACAGAUAACUAUCACCAGGCUAUGCGAGGAAAGGUUGUAACUACGAAAUACGGCGCAUUCACAUUUGACAACAGUGGCUCUGUUCUAACUAACUAUGCGGUUUUCACAGUUGACCCCGCUGACAUGACAUUUGCCAGUGUUAUGACAUUGAAAUCAACACCAAAAGAUUGUGAUUAUUACGACUGCUUUGAGUUGACUUCUAACAAGACGCCUGAUUUGCUUUGGACCCUUAAAGAUAUGGAUCCACCGGAUGAGUGUGUCGCCAGAAAUGCGUGCUCAAAUUAUAUUCCUCAUGUAAUCGCUGGCAUUAUCAUCGUUGUGUCUCUUCUUUGUACCGCCGUCGUAUAUUUGAAACAAAGAACCCACCGUAUGAACAUCUACAAAAUGACAUGGAAAGUCGCAAAUCAUACAUUGAAAAUUAUUGUGAACAAAAACGCGGAUGCAAAAAUGCAACGAGAACUCGAAAACCGAUCAUCCAAAGAUGAAAAUGCUCUCACCUCACGUAGACGUGUAUUCGGUUCGUAUGCUCUGGUGGGAACACAACGUGCUGAGUAUCUUCAGUUCAAACAAGAAAAGAAAAUUAUCUUCCCGGAGGAGACUUUGGAUUACUUGUAUACUUUGCGACAGCUGCAGCAUGAGAACUUGGCCAAGUUUUAUGGAAUUCAAUGCAAUGAUGAUAAUGUGACGACAUUCACCGUUUUGCAUUUACUGGUUGAACGUGGAACACUCGAGGAAUUGUGUUUGGACCGUGAUUUUGGAAUGGAUGAAACUUUCAAGUCGGCAUUCAUGAGAGAUAUUCUGAAAGGCCUUCAAUUCCUUCACAAGGCUUCAAUCGGUUACCACGGACACUUACAUGCAGCCACUUGCCUUAUAGAUAUCAAUUGGGUUCUCAAACUUGCACUUUAUGGGGUCACCAACUUUAUCGUAGAUUGUAUGGACAAUAAAAAUAUCAGACUCCCAGAUCAUGCCGCUCCAAUGAUAACAUAUCCUCAAUACGUGUGCUUCCCACCUGAACAUAUUCGAGAAUACGACGAGACUGGGAAACUACCACCAAGAAUUGUUCGUGGCAGUCCGAAAGGAGAUAUUUAUUGUGUUGGAAUGAUUUUCUACAUGAUGAUUGAACGAGAGGACCCGUAUAUGUUGAUUCACUCAUUGGAGAGACCAAAUCCAGCACUUGUCAAGGAAAUCAUGGAUGAAGGGAAAAUGCCGCGUAUGCCAGUUGAGCAUAACCUAGAGGGUAAACUUUUGGAAAAAUGUAAGGAUUGUUGGAAUCGCAACCCAAUGAUGCGUCCGGAUAUAAAGUCAAUUGUGGAAACUAUCGCUGUAGUCUACCCAACUGCAAAAGGAAACCUGGUAGAUCAAAUGAUUCGUAUGAGUGAGAAAUGGGCAGAUGAGUUGGAAGAUAUGGUUGCUAUUAGGACCGCUGACUUGGCAGCUGCUCAAUUCCAAACUAUGAAACUCCUCAACGAAAUGCUGCCAGCAAGUGUCGCCCAGGAUUUGAAAAAUGGAAUUGUCAGACCACCUAGAAGUUACGAGUCUGCCACCGUUAUGUUUGUUCAGCUUUGUGAAUUCUAUGCGCUGAUGAAGAGAAGUAAACCGGAUGAAGUCAUAAAUUUCCUCAACGACAUUUUCGAUCAAUUCGAUAAAGUCGUUAAAAGACAUGACGCCUAUAAAGUCGAGACGACUGGAGAAACAUAUAUGGUUGCUUCCGGAGUGCCACACGAGAAUGAAGGACGCCACAUUUUCGAAGUGGCUGAAAUCAGUCUGGAAAUUCGUGCAGUGUCAUACACCUAUAUUUUGCCACACGAUAAAGAUUACAAACUCCGCAUCCGUAUUGGUUUCCAUGCCGGACCGCUAGCCGCUGGUGUAAUUGGUAUCCGAUCACCACGCUACUGUCUCUUCGGUGACACCGUUAACUUUGCCUCCAGAAUGCAGUCGAAUUGCCCCCCGAAUCAAAUUCAAACCAGUGAAAUUACAGCAAGACUAUUGUUUGCCACUCAUCAGUACAAAUUGGUGAAGCGAGGAAUUGUUCAUGUCAAGGGAAAAGGAGAAGUAAACUGCUACUGGUUGAAUGAACAUAUUCAUGAAGAUGAAGAGCCAUUGCCACCAAUGACUCCUGUACCAAAUCUCCCUGACCUAGAUGUUCCAGGGCCUUCUGGAAUGACUAAUGUUAUCGACCAUCCUCUGCAAGACUAA